AUGCCGUUCACCAUUGAAGCGGCACACCUCUGGAAAGCCUUCGUCCUUAUGCUCAUCUGGGUCGUGACAAAUUCCUCUCGCCCGCUCUUUGUGGUGUUCUUUGACUGGCUAAGUGUCCACUUCAAGCAUUGGCUUGAGCGCAUGUGGCCUUUGCCAGAAGGGGGGAGUCCGGAGGCCAGGCCAGACCAAGAGAAUAAGGGGAGUGUAGGGGCGGAGGAGAGUGAGGAGGGGAAGAAGAAAAAGGGGAGUUUAGGGGAUAGUGAGGAGGAGAGUGAUGAUGAGAGUGAAGGGGGAGUGAAGCUGAGUGAGGGGAGUGUAGGGGAGAAGAAGAGAGCGUGGCGGAGGGUGUGGAGAGUGGUGGUGGAGGAGGAGGAGGAGGAGGAGGAGGAGAAGUUUGUACGGUCUGACUUGCCUGGCUAUGGACUCCUCGCCCAAACAAAGGACAUCCUGAAACCUCGGGUGGAGAAACUGCGACACUGGCGUGGUCUCCGCAGGGAAGUGGAUUUGGAGAAGGGGGUGAGGGGACGAUCCAAAUCCGCUGGCCCUGUGCCACAUCAAUCGCAGCCCAAAGCAACCCAGGUCGAAGCCAGUGGAGGAGCCGCGCCUGGUGAUCUCAAUGCCAUUGUCUCGGUGCUGAUCCCACUGGUGGUCAAUCUGAAGCAUAGAGGUUGGCGGUUCCAAGGUGCAGUCCUUCCUUUUGUUUUUCUUUUUUUGUCAUUCGUUUUUUUCUUUUUGGUCGUUCUUUUUUGGGCUUUUUGUCGUUCUCUUUUUGGUGUUUUGGUCGUUCCUUUUUUUUUUUUAGAGGGUUUGUGUUUUGUUUUGUGUUUUGUUGUCUUUUUUGGGGUCGUUCUUUUCUUUAAUAUCACUAUCUUGUAUAUCACUAUCUCCCAUAUUACUAUUUCCUCUAUUACUAUGGUUCGGCAGGGUGCGCGGGUUGGUGGAAACGAGCCUCCCAAGACGACGAUCACUUUCCAUCUUCCAUCGAAAGGGCUUUCCCGGCCUGGGACUGUCGGUACGUUGUGUCGGCUUGCGUCUUCGUCUAAUCCUUUGCGUUUGGUGACGAUAUCCUCAACGUCGUAUGUGUUGUCUCUAUGGUUUGGUUCGUCGGCAUCAGUUAAGGUUUGGCUUGCGAGAUCGACCGGCUCUGCGUGGAAUAGCAUAGUUGAGCCUGCAUUAAGAUACCCUGAGUGCUGA
This is a messenger RNA of Aspergillus oryzae RIB40, 1194 nucleotides long. RefSeq lists its product as uncharacterized. The transcript is spliced from 5 exons. Lineage: Eukaryota; Fungi; Ascomycota; Eurotiomycetes; Eurotiales; Aspergillaceae. The coding region runs from base 1 to 1194 and encodes 397 amino acids. The record is from RefSeq and is a predicted model, not a curated record.